AUGUCGGGGUGUGGACCCUGGUCCGGGGGGGCACCAGGGCUGAAAUGGAAACCAGCGGGCAGCAAAGAGGCGCUGCAUGCAGGGGAAGGCACGGUCAGCCGAUGGGCGAGGGAAGGGACGGGGCUGGCUCAUGGGAUGAGUGCCCGCCUGGGUGCCGGCAGCAGCAGAAAAGCACACACAGGUAUAGAUCACCAAAAUAUCCAGAAACUGCGAGCUGAGGAGGUUCAGUCCAAGCAGGCCAUGAGCGUCCCGGUCUCGGUCCUGCUCACCUUCCUGGCGCUGUCAGCCUGCCAGGGCCACACGGCCACUCAGCUGCAGACCGCCAACUUUCUGAAGGAGAGCAUCAUGCUGCUGAACAAGCUCCUAGAGAGCAAGGUUUCCUGUAACAAGACGAACGUGCCAAGUAUUUUUGCAGGCGAUAAGAAAGACAACGAUAUAGAAACCUUAUGCAAAGCCACCACGGUCACUUUGGAGCACCAGAGCUGCCACAAGUACCUGAAGGGCAUUCACCUCAACUUGGUCCAUUUCGUCCAAAGGAAGAGCACAGCCUACAAGGCACCAUGUCCCGUAGCAGCAGGCAACACUACUUCCCUGAAUGAUUUCCUGCAGGACUUACGCAGACUCCUCCAACAACUAGUAAAAGGCUAG
Messenger RNA from Nipponia nippon (crested ibis), 648 nucleotides. It is a transcript of the gene IL4, whose product is annotated as interleukin 4. NCBI's taxonomy places the organism in Eukaryota, Metazoa, Chordata, Aves, Pelecaniformes, Threskiornithidae. The record is from RefSeq and is a predicted model, not a curated record. Gene Ontology annotation, cellular component: extracellular region. Gene Ontology annotation, biological process: immune response. Gene Ontology annotation, molecular function: growth factor activity; interleukin-4 receptor binding.